This is a messenger RNA of Stylophora pistillata, 3786 nucleotides long. RefSeq lists its product as uncharacterized. Gene Ontology annotation, biological process: proteasome-mediated ubiquitin-dependent protein catabolic process; protein polyubiquitination. NCBI's taxonomy places the organism in Eukaryota, Metazoa, Cnidaria, Anthozoa, Scleractinia, Pocilloporidae. Gene Ontology annotation, molecular function: protein binding; ubiquitin protein ligase activity. The record is from RefSeq and is a predicted model, not a curated record.
CGAGUGUCAUUCGACCCAUUCGCACUUCCUGUCAGACUCUAUUUAUGAGUUCCCGUUGAGUCAGCCCGUUCUUUCUCCGAAUUGCUCCAACUGAUCGACGGAUAUCCAACUUUCGCUGUUCAGGAAUCUUUUGUCAAACUUUGGACAUCUAAGCAACUUUUCCUCAUGGCUUGUACAACACCUCAAACUUCAUCCACCAAGGAAUCAACCAACUAUGCGCGCUUGUGUCAUUUACUGGUGGAUAUUGGAAACCAGGCCCUCCGAGAUCAAUUCAAUGUUAUCCAUCACCCAGGAAAGCUUCACGAAGUUUUGGCGAAAAACAAAUCAGUGCUGGAGGAUCUGAAAAAGAAAAAAAUUUUAUAUCUAGCUCAAUGGGAUAAGCUGUUUCCUUCUGACCCUAAAUCAGUAUCGUCAGAAACUUUUGAUAUUUCACUUUUAGCUGUUCUAUUUCGAAAUAUCUGCGGCUUAACUCAACCCUCGAAUGGAUGGGACAACCUUCCUCCCGAAUCAGACACAAGCCCUGCAGCAGAUAUAGCUCGGGUGAAAUAUUACAGAAACACCGUGUACGCUCAUGCUGAGCGUACUUCUGUUGAUGAAGCGGACUUCAACCAAUACUGGUCUGACAUCCGGGACGCUCUUGUGAGACUGGGUGGACCGAAAUACAAAGCAGACAUUGACAAUCUUAAAACUAAGUGUAUGGACCCUGAAGUUGAAGAUCAUUACAAAAAACUUCUCAGUCAGUGGAUGAAAGAUGAAGAAAACGUGAAGGAUCAACUGAAUGAGAUUGGCAGCGAAGUGAAGAAUGUCGUCAAACGGCUGGAUGAUUUGUCUAAAAGGGAAAAACCCGUCGAGCCACCACCUCUUGAUCACUACUGUAAGGACUGCAAGGUUUGCAUUUCUUCUAAGGAGAUGCAAAGUAAACACACUGAUCACAUCAUAGAGAAUAAACGACAGGCUGCAAAGAAGCAAAAGCCUAUGAUAAAAGAAGCUUUGAGGAAAAUGGAAGAAAAAAUUCGCGAUUGUAAGAGCAACAUAGAGGAGGAAGAGGAGCAGUUGAAACGAUGUCAAAGAGACAUUGGAACAACCCGAGAAACUGUAAAGAAGACUGUUGAACCUCUCAUACAUACACUACAGGAUCACAAGAAGGAUAUGGAGAACAGUUUGAAAUAUAUAGAAGAAGAAGCAGAACGCGUUAGCAAAAAACGCAGACAGUUGUUAUCGGAGUACCACGAGAGGUUAAAGAGCAAAGCAGAAGAAUUGCAAGCUACCUUAAACGGAAACAAUGAUGAUGACAUUUUAGAGACUUGUGAAAAUGUUAAUGAAUACUACAAAGAUCUCUGCGAUUAUGAAAAAAGUCAUCACUACGAACCGGCACCGAAUGUCAGGUACGAGAAGAACGAAGAAGAGAUUCAACGCAUUAAACACGCAACACUGGGCCGAGUCGUCACUGGCAACGAUUCAACGACUUUCUACUCAAUGGCAGAGGGACAAGGUCUGCAAGAGGCAGAAGUCAGAAGAGAAUCUUACCUUGAAAUCCUGACUCAGAGUUUAGAUAAAAAGCAGGUUUACAACGCAGACGAUAAGAUAACAGUGAAAAUCCAGACUCCACUUGGAGAGGACCUGUCCACUAACAUUGAAAACAGUGAAAAUGGUUCGUACACCGUGUCCUAUACACCUAAUUGUGACGGACAACAUGAAGUAUCGAUCGCUGUCAAUGGCAAACCCCUUCCGGAUAGUCCCUGGCGUGUUCACGUGACUCCGCAUCAAUACAAAAUUAUGUCACAAUCAGCUUUCGGGUCAGCUGGUAAAGCCAAAGGAGAAUUUGAUGGACCCUGUGACAUUGCAAUCAACGAACAGACAGGAGAAGUAGCCGUUGCUGAUGGCAAGAACAACAGAGUACAACUGUUCAGUCCCGAUGGAGAGUACACCAAAGAGAUUAGUAAAUCUGGCUGUGGUAGAAAGGAACUCAAUUCCCCCACUUCCGUUGGAUUUACCAAGUCUGGUGAUAUCGUCAUCAUCGCUAGCGCCGAGAUUUAUUUGUUCCACAAAAAUGAUGACAGUCUUACAAAAGUUUCCCAAAAACACGCAAAAGAUCCAAGAUUCUUGUCUGUCAGCGGUGAUGGGAAUCUAAUCGUGUGUGACUGGAGCGAUAACAAAGUACAUGUCCUCUCCCCUGACGGUACAAAACCGGUGAUAAUGCCCUUCAAAGAUCUUCAGGUGAAUGAUCCCCCAUGGUUCGCUGUUAACCACCAAGAGAUGUUCUUCGUUUGUUACGGCUUGAAUCACGUGGUCAAAGUGUUCAACAAGGAUGGAGUGUUUAAGUACAGCAUUGGUGGCAUGGGCUCUGGUGACGGACAAAUGAGUUAUCCCACGGGAAUAACCAUUGAUAAGUUCCACAACUUGAUCGUGUGUGACCCCAGUAACCACAGGCUGCUCGUGUUCACACUGGAUGGAAAGUUUGUCAACUCAGUAGAUGGACCGGACUGCCCAGGAACAGUAGCUGCAUCAUCGACUGGGCAGCUUUUUGUAACAGACUUUACCCAAAACUGUAUUCAUGUCUUACAGUGAAGGACAAGGUAAAUUUGAGAGACGAUAAUCUUGUAGAAAAAGUGACUCACAACCGUUUUAUUGGCCCAUAAUUGUCGAGGGAUAAAGCCGCCUCCACAAGUCAACUUUCAAAGCCAAUUAAAAGAAAUCGAGACUAGCCCGUUGUCAAUUGCCAGACAGCUAGUACAUAGGCAGGAUCACAAUAAUAAAGGAAAGUAUUCGUGAAAGACCUUUGAUUCAUGCAUAAAGUGUUUAUGUUUUUAUCCUUUUAUCGAGACUGUUUGCUUUCCUUAAGCGGUGGUCGGCGGGCUAACCCUCCUUUUAGACCUUCGUUUGGCUUAUUUCGCUCACUGUCAAUUCAGUGAAUUAAUGACGGCAAUGUUUUAAUAGGCUUUAUUUCCUCGUAUAUUUGCUUGUAUUUGGCAGCUGAUUCCUACAGCUUUACCGCUCUGCGUGAGAAACAAUUGAAAAAAUAGACAGAUGAACAGAUAGAACUUAAAACUGUUAUUGAAAGGUCUUAAAACCUUAAAAUACAUACAAGGUUGGUCGAGUAGGUCAACUCUGAAGAUGUAUAAAAAUAAUUCAAGAAGUAACAGAGAUAGUAAAUGAUGGGCCGGAGAGCAAAACAGAUUGCGCACGACUAACUAUCUGAAAAGUCUAAGCAUAGUAUUUCAAAAUUGAUAAACCGGGAUCUAUAUUCAUUGGGCCUGGGUAAGAACAGCGGUCUGUUCAGAACAGCGGUCAGUUACUAACAAUAUGAAAAAGAAAACUGACUUCCCUUUGAAUGUAGACCUGAUGAUGCCACCGUAAAUGCAAGCUUCUGGAUCAAUCAAAUUCGAAAGUCCGUAUAAGGAAAUAUAUUCUAUGGUAGACUUUUGAUGAAGGUCUUUGAUAUAUAUUCGAUUUUAGACGACAGUAAAUGGGAGAGAAAAAAACUGAAAACGAGUAUUCGUUUAGCUGUGAAAUUUUUUCGGUAUUGAUCAGCUUUUAGCAGCUGUUAAGGGAAUAGUAUUAAUUGGGUAGUGCUAUAUUAUCUUUGCAAGAACUGGCCGCUUGGCAAAUCAAAGGAACCAUAUCUUAGCGGAUCUAACCAACAGAAUUUAUAGAAAUUCAAUCAAAUGUACAAAGAUUGAUUGUAAACUUCGAGUAAUCUUUUCUUUUUUUUUUUACGUUUUCUUGGGAUGCUGUAAGGUAUAAUUUAAAUAGGUAAUAUUUUAAAAUAUCUCAAGAUAUUAAUAG